GAGCGUGUUAAGAUAGCGUCCGUCCUCUUCGUCCGAGACGGCAGCCGAAAGGGGGGACAAAAAAAAAAAAAAAUAGAAGCGAAAGAAGUGGAAGGAGGAGGAGGAGGCGACGCUGAUCCGGGAGUACUCGGGGCUUCUCUCGGGGGGCGCUCUGGCGAAGCUGCGCACCCGGGAGAAGAAGUUCCAGCCCAUCGCGGACCGCGUGAACGCCCUCCACCACCACCGCGAUCCCGUCGCCUUCCCCUUCCGCUGGUCAUGGCGCGACGUCUCCAUCAAGAUCCAGAACAUGCGCCACCAGUACCUCAACGUCAAGCACAAGCUCCUCCACCUCCCUCCUUCCUCCUCCUCCGGCCCAGCCGCUGGCUUCGAUUGGGACCAGGGUGUCCACCUCUGGCCCAACUUCCUCCUCUACAAGGAGGUCUUCGGCGACCACGACCUCGAACCCCCCAAGAACUCCUCCGCCGUAUCCUCCGACGACGACGAAGAGGAGGAAUUGGAGGAGCCCGAAUUGGCCGCGGAGGACGAGGAAAGAGAGGACGAAGAACGGAUCCCAAGCGCAUGCGAGCGAGAGGAUUUCAAGGGUUUCGAGGACGCCGGGGAGAACCCGGAGCAGGAGGACGAGGAGGUAGGGAUAGGGUUAGGGUUGGGGCAGCAGCGGUGUCGCGGCGGCGGCGGCGGGAGGUUGGGAGUUAUCGGGUCGAGAGUGGUGGGGCUGGCGGAGAUCUCGAUGAGGAGAGAGGAGCGAAGGAGGGAGCGGGAGGCGGCGAGGGAGGCGGAGGAUUGGGAGCGGCGGCGGCGGCGGCGGCGGAGGCGGGAGAUGCAGCAGCGGAGGGAGGCGGACGCGGCGGCGGAGGAGGAGGAGGAGAGGAGGAGGGAGCGGCGGUGGAGGAGGAGGAUGGAGGAGAGGAGGGAGGAGGAGGAGAUGGAGUGGAGGGAGAGGCUGCUGGGGAUGCAGAUGGAGCACGAGAAGCAGGUGAUGCAGAUGCAUGCUGAUGCCUGCCAGGCCCAGAUGCAAAUGAUUGGCAUAUUGAUCAGGCUAGUAUGCCAAUUCCUUGGCGCCGGUGCCGGUGGCAGUGACGGCGGGCUUGGGGGGAUGCCGCACCCAGUGAUGCAGCAACAGCAACAGCAGCAGCAGCAGUCGCCGGAGAGCCUAGUGGGAGAUAAUGGGAAGAACGGCGAUCAUUCCAGCGGACACUAUCUCUAGAUGAUUCUGGAUGAAAUGGUGGCCAAAUUGAGUCAAGUUGGCAAUGUCAAGCCUGGACCUGUAUCCUAAUUCUUUAGAUAUCGGCGGUGUUGAGACAGGAUGAAGACUAUGGCCUUGAAGACCUCGAUCAGACCCUAUCCAGCAGGCUCUGGACAUGCUGAUGCCAAGAGACAAACAACAUUGCGAUAUUUUGACUUGAUCUAUUGCCAAAGUCGAGAUUCCUUGUUUCGGGGACAUGCUUCCAAGAACACAAAUCAUAUGAGGCAGGCACUAGAGAAAAAUUAUGAGACUUGCUUCAUAGUCUAUCAUGUUUCUCUUAACAUCAAUCUCAAAGAUUAAAUCUAAAAAUCAAAGAUUUUUUUUCCUUUUAACUAACGGAGUCAUCAAUCCUGUGAUUUUAAAAAAUAUAUGAUAUUCUCUCACCUCAUUUUUAGCACA
Messenger RNA from Elaeis guineensis (African oil palm), 1642 nucleotides. RefSeq lists its product as uncharacterized. Lineage: Eukaryota; Viridiplantae; Streptophyta; Magnoliopsida; Arecales; Arecaceae. The record is from RefSeq and is a predicted model, not a curated record.